AAGAAAGCAUUGCAAUUAUAAAAAAAGUCAGUCUCUCUCUCUCUAUAUAUAAAUAGAAGACUUUAGGGUUUAGUUUGUUGAAGAUAUAUAAAAAUGGAGAUUACAAAAAGUAAGUCUUCACUUAGAGCUGAACGAAAAACCAGAGAAAAAGAUCGAAGAACAGAAAUGAGACAUCUCCUUUCUGUUCUUGCUUCCGUGCUCGCUCCUCAACCAUCAAAGAUCUCAGCGCUGAAUCUGGUGGAUGAAGCGGCAGACCACGUGAAGAAGAUGCAUGCAAGAAUAGCGGAACUGGAAGUGAGAAAAGCAAAAGCAAAAGGAAAUGAGAAUGAUAAUAGUUCUUACAUGGAGGAUUAUUAUAAUUACGAAACAGCAACAGAGUUAGAACCUGUGAUGGACAUAAAGAUCGGGUGCAAUGAUUCUUAUGUAGAAGUGAAUAUGAUAAGCGGGUUAUUCAAGAAUUUCAUGUUACAUGAAGUCAUUCGUGUUCUUCAAGAAGCAGGAGCUGAAGUCACCAGUUAUUCAUCUUAUAAAGUUGGCCAUCGGGUCUUCUAUACCAUUAAAUCCCAGGCUCUUUCUCAAAGAAUUGGAAUAGAUACUCUGAACAUCCAUGAGAGGUUAAAUGCAAUUGUCAACAGUACUAACUGGCUGCCUCACUGAUGUAUAACGAUUAACGCGUAAAGCGGCGUGUUCAUCAAUGUUGUACGGCAGGGUCAAUACAUAGAGGAUAAAUUACUUAAGUGGUGCCUGUAUUUUUUUUAUUUUUUUUAAUAUCUGAACUUUAAUAUUUUUUGUUUUGUGCUUCAACUUGUUAAAAAUAUAUCAAAUAAAGAUGUUUAUCUAAUUUCCGUUCA
Molecule: messenger RNA, 851 nt
Organism: Mercurialis annua (annual mercury)
Lineage: Eukaryota; Viridiplantae; Streptophyta; Magnoliopsida; Malpighiales; Euphorbiaceae
Product: transcription factor bHLH168-like
Exons: 3
Coding region: 94-657 (187 amino acids)
Biological process (GO): regulation of transcription by RNA polymerase II
Cellular component (GO): RNA polymerase II transcription regulator complex
Molecular function (GO): protein dimerization activity; DNA-binding transcription factor activity, RNA polymerase II-specific; RNA polymerase II transcription regulatory region sequence-specific DNA binding
Source: RefSeq, a predicted model, not a curated record